AUAAAUGAAUUAGUAAUUUGGAGGGAUUGAAACACAAUAUAAGGCAUUUUUUCAGUUUUUUUCACAUGCAUGGAUGUACCAAUCUUUAUUACUUAAUUUUCACUCUAUUCAGUCUUCUACUACACUAUCUCCCUAACUAUGACCCAAAGGCCCAAACGGAACAAAAGUUUUCUUCGUUUGUCUCUCUAUCCGUUCUUCCACGUUCACGAAACAAUCACACGCACUUUUACCUUCUCUUUCAUCGCUCAAUUUAAAUUCCUACAUCCUUGUUGUUAACAUUCUCUUUUUGUUAAACCUUGUCUUUUUCUGUUUGUGUUUGAUCUGGGUGUCUUAUGGCAACAGUCCAUCUACCUUUUCUAUGUAGGGUAAAGGUCUGUGUGACCCGCUCCACAGAGCCCAUUCAUGGGAUUUUACUGGGUUGUUGCUGACAUGCUCUACUGUUUUUUUGUUAGAUGUUAAUGAGUAUGUUGAAAUCAUUGUGUAUGAAGUAUGAACUUUUAUACUUGAAUGUCUUAGUUUUUCUCUUUCAACAAUUCACUUACCAGUCUAGUAGAACGAGCUCAGCUUUUUGUGGCUGGAAUGAUUGAAUAGGCUAGGCUGCUUAUUGCGCUGAUUAUCUAAAAAAGUAUUUAAAAUAUCAUUUUAAUAUAUUAAUGGCAAUAAUUUCUGAUGGAUGAAAAUAUAUUAAGGCCAAAAGAAAAUAAUUUAUGCACUACCUUUUUUGUACCAAUUUGGUUUGGGGGUUGCCUUUGUGUUUUAUAGGCUAGUCAAGAUCAUUUAGUAAAACAUGUUUUACCUAUGCUUGUGCGGGCUUAUGAUGACUCCGAUCCACGGUUGCAAGAAGAAGCCUUGAAGAAGACAGUGACCCUUGCCAAGCAACUUGAGUCCCAGUUGGUAAAACAAGCAGUUGUGCCUCGUAUUCAUGGGUUGGCACUCAAAACAACUGUUGCUGCUGUGAGAGUGAAUGCCUUGCUAUGCCUGAGUGAUAUGAUACACAUACUGGAUAAGCAUUCCAUUUUGGAUAUACUGCAGACUAUUCAACGGUGUACCGCUGUUGACCAUUCUGCCCCAACUUUGAUGUGUACCCUUGGUGUUGCCAACUCUAUAUCAAAACAGUGUGGAAUAGAAUUUGCAACAGAGCAUGUCCUUCCACUUCUUGUGCCUCUACUUAUCUCACAGCACCUAAAUGUUCAACAAUUUGCAAAAUAUAUGGCUUUUGUCAAGGAUAUUCUCAGGAAGGUAGAAGAGAAAAAAGGUGUGACUCUAAGCAACACCGGAGUCUCUGAGGUAAUAAAACCAUCCCCUGGCAGUGUUGUUGGGCCCCAGCAGCAGUUGGGGCAAGCAAAUAAAGCCGGUGUAGCGGCUCCAUCUACUACGAGAUCCAGCCCUUCUUGGGAUGAAGACUGGACUUCCUCCAGAGGACCACCUUCAGUUUCCCAGCAGUCAACCUCAUCGGCCAGCCACCCGACCGUACCUAACCACCAUUCAACCAAUAAAAAAGAUUCUGCUGCUUCUACCACCCAACCACUUCCGUCUUCAUGUCAUGCCGUUGAUUUAGAGUGGCCCCCACGGUCCUCACCUCUUGAAGAUUCCGAGGGGAGAAAAGGCGCAUCAAACGGCAGCAGCUUUGAUGAUAUUGAUCCUUUUGCCAACUGGCCCCCACCUCGUGCCCCUAGUGGCACAACCGUUCCUUCAGGGCCCUUCAACAAUGGGACACCAACCUCGUCCUUCAACACCAAUGGUCCCGAUGAUGCUCUGGGCAACAAAUGGUCUCUCGGCGCCCCAAUGUCUUAUGAGCCGCUGAAGCAGAACCAAGAGCAUUCCUCGUUGAAUUUUGGUAGUGGGCUCCACGAUUCACGGAAUUCUCUUGGGUACAUGAAGAAAACUCACGAAUCGUCUACUUCUUCUGAGAAACCAUCCAUGGAUAUCGGUUCCAUUUUCUCUUCCCCAAACAAGAGUGAGCAGGCCAUUGCCUCACUCAGGAUUGCCCCACCCCCAUCUACUGCCAUCGGUAGAGGAAGGGGAAGAGGGCGAGGAAGUCAAGGCCAACUCGGGACUGCCAGCUCAUCAUCGCGGAAGUCUCAACCGGAGCAACCAAACCUGCUUGAUUUGCUUUAGUGAAAACCAACCAACCAUCCAUCCAUCAUGUCAUCAAAACUGAAAAGAAAAUGAGGUACAUAUCAUCCCACGCCAUGCUUAUCCUUUUGCCUUUUUUAAAAUAUAUUUUUUAUACUGAAAUCGAGAAACGAAAAAAAAAAAGAAGAAAGAAGUGUUCAUAGCGGCCGUGAGCUCAUGGAGAUUUUGCCUUUGAGAAUGUAGCUUGUUGUGGAAUAUAUGGUUCUCCUCCUCUUGAUACUUUGUGGAGCAGCAUAGCAUGGUGACAAAAAAAAAUUCUUUUUUUUUUUUGACAUUUUGUGCAAAUCUUAUUAGUAUUAUAGUUUUCCAUUGGUGAUUUAUGUAACAGUAAUUGUAUUUUGGACUUGUAAAACAUUCGGCAGUGAGCGCAACCCAUCUUGAAAAACUCUUUUGAGAAUCUCAUUUCAAUUCCAAAAUUCGAAUUCUUGAAUUUUAAAUGAUAAGGACAGAUGUAAAUUUAUGUAAUGAAUUUGAAUUCAGUUU
This is a messenger RNA of Cuscuta campestris, 2619 nucleotides long. The record is from the annotation of a GenBank genome assembly. Lineage: Eukaryota; Viridiplantae; Streptophyta; Magnoliopsida; Solanales; Convolvulaceae.